AGCACUGCGGCGGCGGCCCCCGUCCAGGGGCUGUACAUGUAUGGCGGCGUGGGGGUGGGCAAGACUAUGCUCAUGGACCUGCUGGCACAGACGGCCCCCCCAAACUUCAACCUGGAGCGCACACACUUCCACGACUUCAUGAUCGGGGUGCACCAGAAGCUCAGGCACUUUGCCAGCGUGGCAGACCCUCUGGCGCAUGUUGCCGACGGCAUAGCAGACAGGAUCUCGGUGCUGUGCCUGGACGAGCUGUUUGUGACCGACGUGGCCGACGCGAUGAUCCUGCACCGCCUGUUUGGAAGGCUGUGGGAUCGCGGCCUGGUGCUGGUGGCCACCUCCAACCGCCACCCAGACGCGCUGUACGAGGGCGGCCUGCAACGCUCCCUCUUCCUGCCCUUCAUACAGCGGCUCAAGGAGGCGUGCGCUGUGCACGACAUGAACAGCCGCACCGACUACCGCAAGCUGGCGCACCACAGCCGCGGCCUCUACUUUGUCACGCCCACGCGGGAGGAGGACCUGUAUGAGCGCUUCAUGGAGCUGGUCAACGGCCAGCCGGUGCGCCCCGCCUGGGUGGAUGUGGCCAUGGGGCGCCAGCUGGAGAUGCCGCGCACCGGCGGCUGCGCCACGCUCUUCACCUUUGACGAGCUGUGCAACCGGCCGCUGGGGGCAGCCGACUACAUCGCCCUGGCCAACGCCAAGCACACGGUGGCGCUGAGCGGCGUGCCCGUCUUCACCGCCGCCAACCGCCAGACCGCGUACCGCUUUGUGACGCUGGUGGAUGUGCUGUACGAGCACAGGGUGCGCUUCCUGUGCUCCGCCGAGGCCAUGCCCUUCGAGCUGUUUGAGAACGUGAAGACGCAGCAGGAGGCGCGGGCAGCCCCUCCCUCUCCCUCCGAGGUGGUGGAUGACAACCUCGGGUUUGCCAAGGACCGAACCAUCAGCCGCCUGACGGAGAUGCAGGUUGGGCGCUGGCUGGGGCAGCACGCCUGUUUGUGCGUCGGGUUUGGUUGGCAGGGGCACAGUCGAGUCGCCUGCCGGCUGUUUUGGCACCCAUGCAAGGAUGUCGCUGCAUGCGUCACAUGCCGCCACCACCUGCAGAGCGAGGAGUACCUUCGGGCGCAUGCCAAGGCCCACGCCCCCGAGCUGCUGCUAGCGAUGAACGAAAACAAGGCGGCGGCGGCAGCAGCAGGAGGGUCGCGGCGAUGA
Chlorella variabilis is the source of this 1203-nucleotide messenger RNA. RefSeq lists its product as hypothetical. Gene Ontology annotation, cellular component: mitochondrion; cytoplasm. The record is from RefSeq and is a predicted model, not a curated record. The transcript is spliced from 10 exons. NCBI's taxonomy places the organism in Eukaryota, Viridiplantae, Chlorophyta, Trebouxiophyceae, Chlorellales, Chlorellaceae. Gene Ontology annotation, molecular function: ATP binding; ATP hydrolysis activity. The annotation marks the transcript as partial.